AUCCAUCCCUCCAUCCUUUAUCCCUCCCUCCAUCCUUUAUCCCUCCCACUAUCCCUCCCUCCAUCCAUCCAUCCCUCCAUCCUUUAUCCCUCCCUCUAUCCCUCCCUCCAUCCAUCCAUCCCUCCAUCCUUUAUCCCUCCCUCCAUCCAUACAUCCAUCCAUCCCUCCAUCCUUUAUCCCUCCCUCCAUCCUUUAUCCCUCCCACUAUCCCUCCCUCCAUCCAUCCAUCCCUCCAUCCUCUAUCCCUCCCUCCAUCCUUUAUCCCUCCCUCCAUCCAUCCUUUAUCCCUCCCUCCAUCCUUUAUCCCUCCCACUAUCCCUCCCUCCAUCCAUCCAUCCCUCCAUCCUUUAUCCCUCCCUCCAUCCAUCCAUCCAUCCAUCCCUCCAUCCUUUAUCCCUCCCUCCAUCCUUUAUCCAUCCUUUAUCCCUCCCACUAUCCCUCCCUCCAUCCAUCCAUCCCUCCAUCCUCUAUCCCUCCCUCCAUCCAUCCAUCCCUCCAUCCUUUAUCCCUCCCUCCAUCCAUCCAUCCAUCCAUCCCUCCAUCCUUUAUCCCUCCCUCCAUCCUUUAUCCCUCCAUCCUUUAAAACAUUGCAUCUCACAAGGACUGGAAUGGUCUGACUGCAUUGACAGCGUUACGUUAGUUCCAGGGUACAACGUAUAG
Salvelinus fontinalis (brook trout) is the source of this 660-nucleotide messenger RNA. Its product is annotated as guanine nucleotide exchange factor subunit RIC1-like. The record is from RefSeq and is a predicted model, not a curated record. The transcript has a single exon. The annotation marks the transcript as partial. NCBI's taxonomy places the organism in Eukaryota, Metazoa, Chordata, Actinopteri, Salmoniformes, Salmonidae.